Linum tenue is the source of this 3150-nucleotide messenger RNA. Lineage: Eukaryota; Viridiplantae; Streptophyta; Magnoliopsida; Malpighiales; Linaceae. The record is from the annotation of a GenBank genome assembly.
AACAGGAUAUGCGCUCGAUUUGAUCGCUGCUGUUAUCUCGAAGAUUUGCGAGAAACUCUAGCAAAGAGCGGCGGAGUUGUAUCUCUGCAGAAUAAGGUUAUAUCUGCCAUUUUGAAAGGCGAUCAUCAUCAGGUUAAAAGUGUAAGCGAAGGAAUUAACGUGAUAAAAGACCGAGUUUGCAAGCAUAAAAUGCUUCUCGUUAUUGACGAUAUAGAUGACAGGUUUGAAUUUGAUAAGGUUCUAGGAAAAUUAGGUGAUUUUUCCUCUGAUUGUCGAUUUAUAUUUACGACUAGGAAUAAGAGGGCUUUAGAUUUUAUUCCGGAAUGUAAAUUGUAUGAACCGGGAGAAAUGAGUCGUCGUCUUUCUCUGCAACUUUUUUGCAAGCAUGCUUUUGGGAUGGACAAUCCACCCUUGGAAGACGCUGGUAUAUCCGAGGAAUUUGUAAAAGUUGCUGGUGGACUUCCUUUAGCUCUCAAGGUGAUAGGAUCACUUUUGUUUCGCAGAGACAAGAAAUUUUGGAAAGAAAAGUUGGUAGAAUUACAAGGCUUACCUUCUACUACUGAAAAUAUGGUGCAAGAGAGAUUGAAGAUCAGCUACAAUGACUUGUCGCACAAUGAAAAGCAAAUCUUUCUUGACAUUGCUUGUUUUUUUAUCGGUAGCCACAAAGAUUUACCUUACUACAUGUGGAGUAGCUGUGAUUUUUAUCCAGAAAGUGGAAUCAACACCCUUAUCCACAGAUCUCUGAUAAAACUUGACGAAGAAAACAAGUUUUGGAUGCACGAUCACAUCAAAGAUCUAGGGAGAGCCAUUGUUAAUGAGGAAGACAUUCGACAUCCAUACAAUCGUAGCAGGAUAUGGUCAAUCGACGAUGUCCUGAACAUAUUGAGGAACAGAAAGGGAAGUGAACAGGUGGAAGUUGUCCGGAUAGAUGUGGAAUCUAGAGAUGAUCAUGACAAGCUGCUUAAAAGCAAAAACUUCGAGAAAUUGUCAGGGUUGAGAUAUUUGGAGGUUCGAUAUGGACACAUGAGGGGGGAUUUCAGCCAGGUUCUUCCAAAUUUAUGUUGCCUUCGAUUGUGUCACUGCGAAUCUAUCCCAACUGAUAUUAAUGCGAAGAAAUUGGCGGUACUUGAUUUAGAGGGUUCCACUGUGAAGGAUGACUGGAAGGGCUGGAGUCGAAUAAAGGCUGCAGCAGCAAAGCUAAAAGCAGUAAAUCUACCCCAAUGCCGGAAGCUGAUGAAAUCUCCUGACUUGUCUACAUGCACAAGCCUUGAGUUUAUCAACUUUUCAGGUUGUUUCCAAAUGAAAGGACAGAUGCACAUUGGUAUAUUCAAGAAUCUGAAAACGCUGAGACUCGGAAAAACCCGCACAACAGAGUUAGUCAUCAAGGGUGGUGACAUUGAAAAGCUUCAGCAGCUAGAGGAGAUGGACGUGAGCGGGACCGAUUUGAGAGAAUUGCCUGACGGGAUGGAGAACUUGUCCUCUCUCAAAAUCUUGUCGCUAGGUUUAGCACAGUGGGGGGUGGAAUACCGGAUGGAGAUACCCAGACUUCCGGGGAGUUUAAAGAGGUUAUCCAUCUCGUCUUCAUCAGGCGUCCCAAAUCUGAUAGAGCUCAAGCAGUUGGAAUACCUGAGUUACUCUAACGAUCCAUCUAUCCCCGGAGACUUAUGGCGGCUUCCCAAUUUGAAGGAAUUGACUCUGAACCUCUGUCCUAUCAGAGGUCCAAUGCUGCAAAAGGACCAGGAGGCAACAACAACAACUUCUCUUGCUUCUGCUCUGCCGACAUCUUUAACCAGCCUUCAUGUCGUUGAUUGCUGGGAAUUGAAUGAACUUCCCAGCCUAGCGAAUCUGUGCAAUCUGACCCGACUCGAACUCCGGGGUGUCAGGGUGGCCGAGAUUCGGGGCCUGGGAGAGCUGAGGGCCCUGGAGACUAUGGCGAUCAGAUCCAUGAAUCUGAACAGCCUGAAUGGACUUGAGAAUCUGCACCUCCUCACCACCCUGAGCUUGUGGUACGCCACGCUGGAGAGACUGCCGAGCCUGGCGAAUUUGAGCAAGUUGAAGGAUCUGGAGGUUUGCUACUGUCCGAAUGUCGUUGAAAUCCCUGGCAUGGGCGGCCUCGGGGAGUGUUUGUCCCGCCUGACAAUCAAAAAAUGUCCCAGCUUGGCAAACUUGGAUGGACUACUUCAACUUCUGGGAGCAUUGGAGGAAUUGACUUUGUACGAACAAUCGUCUGGCGGGAAACCAUCUCUUGAUCUCCCCUGUCUCGUCAAUCUGAAACGGCUGUACAUCCGCUCGUGUCCAGAGUUGACGGAGGUUACAGGGUUGGGGAGGUUGGUGUCGUUAGAAUGGCUGACUGUGGAGAGUUGCACUUCGAUUCGACAGCUAUUUGAUCUUUCGGAGCUCAAGAAUCUCAAGGAAUUGAACCUCAGUGACGGCCAAAGCUUGACUGAUCUCAUUGGGGUCGAUAGAUUGGAGUCGCUGCGGAAGCUACGGAUGAGGCGCUGUUGUUCAGUUAGGAAGCUGCCGAACUUAUCGAGCCUCAAGAAUUUGGAGACUUUGGAGCUUGUGGGAUGCACAGAGCUGACCGAGGUCGAGGGAGUCGAGGGUUUGGAGUCGUUAAUGGAGCUGAACCUGUUUAACUGCAGGUCGAUAACGGAGUUGGGAAAUCUGUCUGCUCUGAAGAAGCUACGAAUGUUUGAUAUUGUGGGCUGCACAAAACUGAUCGAGCUCGACGGACUUGAUGAGCUGGAGGAGUUGCGGUACCUGGAAAUGGGGAAAAGGAUGAGAGCGAGGUAUUUGGCCAAAUCGGCUGCCAGAUAUGGCAAGGGACUAGCUGCACUGCUCGUGGAUCAAUCAACCAACUGAUGAUGCUGGGGCUUCUUCCAGUUCCAGCUAGCUACCGGUCUCUCGUUGUCAGUCUCCUCUUCCCUGCACUACCAUCAUCUCUCCAUAACCGACCGGCUACGUAAGUGUACUGACUGCACUCGGCAAGCUCUGCAAUUGGGUAAGAUAUCUGGAAUGCAUUGAGAGAUGUGCUUAAUAGGAAAGGCUGCGACCGCCCGCCGACUUGGUUUCCGGCGAACCCUAUUUUCCAAGAUGAGUUCGUGAAUUGGGAAUCAGGUUCGAACAUCAAAUUCAAAAGUCGCUGAUCGU